Parasteatoda tepidariorum (common house spider) is the source of this 532-nucleotide messenger RNA. Lineage: Eukaryota; Metazoa; Arthropoda; Arachnida; Araneae; Theridiidae. The record is from RefSeq and is a predicted model, not a curated record.
CGAAGAUGUUAGCAUAUAAAUAUACAGCCAUAAGUCUGUUAAUGAUGAUUGCUUUAGUAGAUGCUCAUCAUUCGGAUUUCAUGAUGAAAGCACUGCUUCAUGGAGCUAGUAUGGGGAUGAUGAUGAGAGGUCCACCUAGAAUGAUCCCUAUACCUAUACCUUUUUCUAUGAAUAUGGUGAGAGACCUAUUCUCAGGCUUCUCUGCCAACCGCAAGGAGUCUAAUCAAAAUGGUUUCAAGCGGCAGUUUGAUGGACCAAACGUAGUAGUAGUACAACACCCUAGUCCUGAACCCAAAAUAAUUGUGAUUAACACCUCUUCAAACCAAGGAGUCCAGCAUUGUUGUCAAGGUUCCAAUAAGCAGUGGUAGAGUUAAGAGCAAAAAUAUCAAAGUUACAGCAAAGGAGAGAAAGAAAAAGUGUGCCAAAACAAAGAUUGAAAAUUGUUCCGAACAUCUAGAUACUUACUCCAAAGCGUAGAAAAGCCGUUUUUAUGGGAUCACAGUACCCUUGCAACAUUUUUUUUUAAAAUAAA